AUGACUAGCGCAGAAGUAGUUGAGGCCACGGCUAGUGACCAACAUCUACAGGAAGUGAUCGCUGCCCUCAAGAGCCCUGCCAGAUGGCGCAACCCAGCUCUCAGGGACUUUGUGUCAAUACAACACGAGCUCUCUGUGGCAGACAAUGACCUGCUGCUGAAAGGUACUCGUCUCGCUCUACCCGCCGCUCUCCAGCAACGAGCCAUAUCUCUUGCACAUGUGGGGCACCAAGGGAUAACCAAGACAACCAAGCUCAUGAAGCAGAAGGUCUGGUUUCCUCAUCUCGAUACUAAAGUGCAAACAGCUCUGAAAACCUGUAUGCCGUGCCAAGCGACCAUUCAGUACCGACAUGCCGAUCCCAUCGCCAUUCCAGAAAAGCCUAGUCGGCCUUGGGAAGCCCUCUCACUUGACUUCGCCGGUCCAUUUCCAAACGGCAAAUACCUGAUGGUCCUUAUGGAUGACACGUCCCGCUAUCCUGUCGUAAAGAUAUUGUCAUCGCUCACCAGCCAAUCCGUCAUCAAUAGCAUCACCAAGAUCUUCAGCAUCUUCGGAAUUCCAAAGGUGAUCAAAACGGACAACGGAGCCCCGUUCCAGAGCCACGACUUCAAGCAAUUCGCCCACACGCUAGGAUUCCACCAUCAGCGUAUUACACCGCACUGGCCGCAAGCGAAUGGGGAAGUGGAGAGAUUCAUGCGAACAUUGAAACGGUUCAUACAAGCGACAACACUGGAAAACAAUAGCUGGACCUCCAAGCUGGGCGAAUUCUUGAUGGCCUACAGGGCAACACCCCAUUCAGCAACUGGAACCCCACCUUUUAAUGUGCUUUUCGGCAGGUCCAUGGGAUAUCUUCUCCCAAGCUGCUCCAAUGACAACCCACCUCAGAAGUGGCAAGACACAGAUCUCCAAGAUCGCACAAAACACAAGAUAUACGCUGACAAACGUAGGCACGCCCGGCCUCACAACCUCACUGUGGGAGACCGAGUUCUCUCCAAACAAAACCAAAGAAACAAGCUGACCCCAGCUGCCUAUGAUCCCAAGCCAUACCAGGUCAUCGAUGUCAAGGGGACGCAAAUUACGGCACGGCGGGAUCACGGCAUAAUAACAAGAAACGCUAGUUUUUUUAAACCCAUGCCCCCCACCACGAGCAAAGGAUCCGAAGGUGACUGUGACUCGGACAACGCGUGGUUCAAUGUCCACCUCUCUCAAGAUGGCUGCAGGGGAACGCUUCCAGACCCGACUGAUCGAGAAACCGAGCAACGCCUCGUUCGGGGGGAGGACGAAAGAGACCGAUCUGUUGAAGCCCCUGCCCCUGAUCCACCAGGAACAUCGCGACCGAUCCGUACCAGGUGCCCUCCUGCACGACUCAAGGACUACGUCUGCUCUUAA
Messenger RNA from Ixodes scapularis (black-legged tick), 1386 nucleotides. RefSeq lists its product as uncharacterized. NCBI's taxonomy places the organism in Eukaryota, Metazoa, Arthropoda, Arachnida, Ixodida, Ixodidae. Gene Ontology annotation, biological process: DNA integration. Gene Ontology annotation, molecular function: nucleic acid binding. The record is from RefSeq and is a predicted model, not a curated record. The coding region runs from base 1 to 1386 and encodes 461 amino acids. The transcript has a single exon.